This is a messenger RNA of Hippocampus zosterae (dwarf seahorse), 1679 nucleotides long. Its product is annotated as prostacyclin synthase-like. Bases 82 to 1539 code for a protein of 485 amino acids. Lineage: Eukaryota; Metazoa; Chordata; Actinopteri; Syngnathiformes; Syngnathidae. Gene Ontology annotation, biological process: prostaglandin biosynthetic process. Gene Ontology annotation, molecular function: oxidoreductase activity, acting on paired donors, with incorporation or reduction of molecular oxygen; monooxygenase activity; iron ion binding. The record is from RefSeq and is a predicted model, not a curated record. The transcript is spliced from 10 exons.
CAAGUGCCUUUUUAAAGCAAGUGACGGGAGCGGCACGAGCACAUACACGCUCGACCACGUCAAGGGCAACUUCCACACGAGAUGAUCUUCACUGUCUUCCUACUGGUUCAAGUCGUGCUGCUCUACUUUCUCGCCACGCACAGAUCCAGGUCGGAGAGGGAUCCACCACUUGACAAAGGCGCUAUCCCGUGGCUUGGUCACGCAAUUGAAUUCGGAAAAGAUGCAGCCAAGUUCUUGAAUCGAAUGAAGCAGAAGCAUGGCGACAUUUUUACAGUGCGUGUCGUCGGCCGCUACGUGACCGUGCUGCUGGAUCCUCACGCGUACGACUGUGUGAUCAACGACAGCGACUCGCUGGACUUUCAGGGCUAUGCAGACGUGCUCAUGGAGAGGAUUUUCAUGCUGCGCCUACCGCAUCAUCAACCCGCUCACACAAAAGCGCUGAUGAAACGGCACUUCCUGGGAAUUAAUUUGGCCGCACUAAACGGCACCAUGAGCAGACACCUGGAGGCCUUGUUGAAAGCCGAGAUUCCUCCGAACCAGAAAUACUGGAAACAGACGGAACUCUUCGACUUCUCAUACGGAGUUCUCUUCAAGGCGGGUUACCUGACACUCUUUGGAGGAGAACAGAACAAUAACAGCGCUGAUCCUGCCAGCGUCUAUGAUGAGUACCGCAGGUUUGACAACCUUUUAACCAAGGUGGCAAGAAGAAGCUUGAAGCCAGAGGAGAAGAGGACAGUCGAGAGUGCUCGUAACAGAUUGUGGGAGCUUUUAGCGCCGGCGGGUCAGACGGAGGAGUCGGGGUCAAACGCGUGGAUUUACGCCUAUCGGCGACUUCUGCAACGGGAGGGAGCGGACGAGGAGAUGCAGAAACGGGCGCUACUGCUGCAACUUUGGGCCACUCAGGGUAACGUCGGUCCCGCCGCCUUUUGGCUUUUGGGAUUCUUGUUGACAAAUCCUAAGGCGUUGAGUGCGGUGAGGAGUGAGUUCAAGCAGAUUUCCCAGAUGGAAACAACAGAUGCUUCCCUUCUCCACUACCGUGGAAACACUCCGGUCUUCGACAGUGCCUUGGAGGAGACCCUCAGACUCACUGCUGCCCCCUUCAUCACCAGAGAGGUAGUCCAGGAGAAAACCAUUCAAAUGGCAAAUGGUCAACAGUACCAACUGCGAAAGGGAGACCGAGUGUGCUUGUUCCCGUUCACCAGCCCUCAAAUGGACCCUGAGAUUUACACUGAGCCGCAGAAGUUCCAGUUUGACCGCUUCCUGAAUAAAGAUGGAUCGGCGAAAAGGGAUUUUUACAAAGGAGGCAGAAGGCUGAAAUAUUACACCAUGCCGUGGGGAGCAGGGACCAAUGGCUGUGUGGGAAAGCAGUUUGCCAUCAAUACCAUCAGACAGUUUGUGUACUUGGUGUUGGAUAUGGAUUUGGAAUUGUGUGACAUAAACGCUCACAUGCCGGAGAUAAACACCAGCCGUUAUGGAUUCGGGAUGCUCCAACCAAAAGGAGACUUGUUUGUGCGCAUGAAAGCCAGGAAGACGCACUAGGCCUUUGCAGUCCCAACACAAAUCCGUAUGUGCAUGUUAGCGUAGGUGCACUAUGUACAGUUUAAUGUGUCAAAAUUCCCUUCAUACUUUUAUAUUUUAUAUUUAUUUUUCUAUUUAAAAAUAAAUUAAUACAUGUGAAA